GGAGUACGGUGAUUUUUUAAAAUCUUGAAGGAAUCCCAACAAAUUUGAUAUCGUUGGAAAAAUUGUGAAAUAAGAAAAAUAAUGGUGCUUCAAUCUACUCAUUGUCUGAUAUAUUGACGGAGAUAUUCCAAUUUACAGGGAAAAAUAUGCAGACUUUGUUCUGUCAAAAAAAAUGAUAAAAGCUUGUUUGAGUGGGGAGACAGUGGCUUUUUGAAAUCUUGAAGCCUUUUGAAGGAAUCCCAACAAAUUUGGUACUAUUUGAAAGCUUGUGGUAUAAAAAGAAUGGUGCUUAAAAUCAACUCAUGAUGUCAAAUAUUGACAGAGAUAUUUCUGUUUAAAUGGGAGAAUGUGCAGAUUUUUUUACAGCAAAAGUUGAUUUUCAUAACUUACACAAAAUGCAAUGACUGGGACUGUGUAAUCCUUCUUUUUAAAGUGCAAUGCGCUGCUAUGUGGGGCAAUUUAUGCCCUUGAAUUAUACAUCAUUUUAUUCAUAAAACUUCAAAGUUUCUCAUGGUAUAGGUUUCUAUAGGGUUUUUCCUCCUUUAAUGGCUUUAUACUUGUUUUAUACAUGGGUGCACAGACAGAUACAUAUUCUGAAAGCGGCAUUUCACCCGAACUCCCUACCUAAACACAUUCACUCAAAGGAAAUUUCAGGCAUUUGCUCACACUGGCCUUGUCCUCUGGAUUUUUUUCAUGUUUUUUAUUUAAGAAUGUAAAUAAAUUGAAUUGGAAUGAUCUUCCCCUGGUUAUCCGUGGAUGCACUUCCAUGGACACAUUUAAACUUUAAGGCACUUCUAAUUAAUAUACUAGUAUCCUACUCUAAAUUGUCAGUUCCUUAAUUUAUAUCAAUGUAUAUAAGUUUUCUCUCUCUUUCCAUUUUUUUACUGCACCUUAAGCACUCUGCAGAGUGGAUUAGGCGCAUUACAAUUCCCAUCUAUUAUUAUUAUUAUUAUCAUGUACAAUAUGUGGUUCCCCAACUUUGCACUUUGCUGAAUGUAGCUGCGCAAUUCUAAUAACAAAAGGCACACAACAACCACUAACUGGUGUUCAUCAUUUUAAAUCUCAUUUCAGGGAGGGUUAGAAAUGAUACUCUAUUAAAUUUUUGGUGAGAUCUCCAUAACUUUUCAAUUGUAAGUGGUCUUGUCUAGGUGCCAUAUUAUCCCAGGCUUGAGGUAGUGCCAAUACUAACCCACUAUUAUUAUUUUUUUAAUUCUCAUUAUAAUUUAGCUAGAAAGAGCAGAAGAGAACUGAAAGAACUUUGAUGGUGACUUGAAUGUUGCAGCUGAGUUUAUAAAAAGGAGGUGAAACUGAAGUCGGGGUCUGUUCUAAAGAAGUACAAGGACCUCUUUCAUAUUCCAGGAUACUGCCCAACUCCCCCAAAAGGGGUCAAACGGGCAGGGGUAAUGGAGUCUGAAUUUACCAUGGGUGCUUCUUUAGGAGAAGGUGAUAUCAAGGACUUUGUUUUGAGCGCGAAGGAUCUGAUUGAGCACAACCACAGUCAGACGGUGAUACCUUACAGAGGGCCUAAAGAAGGCCAUCCGGACGGAAGCACCAAACAAGAGCAACAGAUCGAGAGAAGGAGAGAUCAAAGACAUGAGCUACUCGGGAUUCAAAGAGUAUCCAGACUUGGCACAUUAUCAGUUGGAGAAUGGGAGCCCGAUAAAGAGCUAGUGGUUGUCAAAAGCCACAAGGGAAAGUUUUGGCGCACCAUGGGCUAUAUGCUGCAAGGUCAGAAGUACCUCUAUCCUGAAGAAGGCUUGUUUCUUCUUGAAGUGGGUUCAAUGGAGCUGAAAUAUGGUGGUACUCCCCUCUCUGUCCAGCGAGCGUACAAUCUGCUGAUCCCGACUUACAUACCCAAGGAACAUUAUAGGGUAUACUGCCAUCUCAUGCGCCUUGGAUACAUCACUACACGGCACAUAGAGUCUGAUGUCACAGACUAUGAAUAUCGGCUUCGGAUGCAUCAAUACCGUCACACACAGAACUUGGCCUACCACAAAGUUCAGGGAUGGUUUCAGCAGCUUGGGAAUGACCAACCCAUGAAUUCCAUCUGGCCUGAUAGCGACUCCAGUGGUGGAAGCCUCAGCUCCAUAACCUCCCAGAAGUGGUACAAACGCAACAGGAUGUCGGCAGGCAACAGCAAUGCCAACACGAACAGCAGCAAUGGAAGGGAGCAGUCUGGCUGUGAUUCUUCAGAGGUAGGAAGUGCAGGAGAGAUGUCAAGAGCCAUCAAAGCCAGACAGAGAAACCAUAAAUUACCUGGAAAAUUGAGCAAUGUUAAAAAGUACAAAACUUGUGAGAAGGAGGAAGGGCUAGAUGAAAUGAAAUCUCAAAGUCUGGAGCAUAUGAGUGAUAUCAACAAACAGGAAAGGUGUUCAAAGCAAACCAAGGUAGCAGAUGAUGAGGAUAAUUCAGGGGUCUCAAGAAACUUGAAACAAUCUGAAGAGCAAGAUGGAGAAACUACAAGAGCGGAAAAGACUUGUGAGUUUGUGGAACCAAUGGAACCGAUUGAUAGCCCUGAAAAGAUCACCAAAGCUUUAAAAGACACUUCAGAUGACAGUUCUGUUUAUUCUGAUGGUCCUGUUUUUCCUGAAGAAGAUACUGGCAAAGGGUCAGGUUUUGAGGACAUGAGUAUCAGUCUUUUAGAUUUUCAUAAGAGAAGGCUGACUGCAAGCAGUGAGGAUGGCUCAAAGAAACAUAAAAAGAUGAAAAUGAGUUAUACGGAAAGCGAUAGCAGCCAAGGAAAAGGAAAGUUCAGAUUGUCUUCACACCUCAAUGUUAGUCCACGACUUCCACCUCACUCUGACAAAAAAGCUUGUACACUUGAUGAUAGCGGGAAAGACACACGAAGUGACCUUGACCAGGAGUCGGCCAAGCUUGAUCAGAAUUAUAGAUUGUCAAGUAAACGGGUCAAACAGGGCUUAAAGCAAGUAAAGCACAAGCACCAUGAGAGAAGCGUUAGCUCCGAUCUAGGGCUCUCUGACACUGCCUCUGAGACAUCUGUAGAUCUUGAAGAGUUCCUUGACAUGGUGGUCCCGAUGAUGCAAGGAGCAUCCAAGGGACCAGAGAUCAAUGACCAGGACAUCCAAGCCUAUCUGGAGUAUCCUCACUGGAACUUUGAUAAGAUUGCUCUACCAGACAUUGCCUCAAGCAUCAAGCCUGCGCACCUUCCGUUCCCGUCCAAGGAGCUGGUACCUGCAAGCAUUGCUGCCGGCCGUUGCAUGGAAAACGCAGUAAUGGUUGAAGACAAACAGCUGGAGCUUACUAAGCUGUGCAACAACAACAAGAUGCUCCUGGCCAAGUCCAAGAAGAUCAUAGAUGUUCUUGAGAUCAUCGGUGACAGGAAGGAUAAGAAUCAGGACUCAAAGACUACAAGUGACACUGCCAAGGAACCUGACAAUUGGAAGGAGUAUAAGGAGAAGAAACACCAGGAGGAGCAAAAUUUGACUGAGUUGGUUAAUUCCCCUGUGGGCCAUCUCUGGAGUGGAACUGUCAAGCCCUUGGUGAAACCAUGUGAUGCAAAAUCAACAGGUCAUUUGUUGAACAAACUACAGGUCAUCCAGGCGGCCAAUCUGACCUGUGAACAUGCAGGUCAAAGAUUCUCUCCACCAAUUGUGGACUCCAAGAUUGUGUUUGAUGUAUUCUUGCCGGAUAAGAAGUACAAGAAAACCAACCCUGGUCAGCCUAACUUUUGUGUGGUGGUCUGCAGUGAGGAGGAUCCUGUCCCUGAGCUUGCUGCUCAGAUUGAUCUUCUGAUGAAGGCUGCUCCUGUCCCACUCAUAUGGGGUGUUGUCGACAACGCUGACAUCAACUUCUACACCCUCAAUGACAUCGAACUCCCUGUCGACAUCACCAUUGGUUAAUCAUCACUGGAUGAUGAUGAUAUGCAAACCACUUGCGCUCAAAAUAAAUUCAUUCUUUAUAUGGAUGCUUGGGAUUCAGCAGGAUAUUUGUUUGUAUUUCCAGUUCAGCAUGUGCUAGUAGGCAUACGUGCAAAAUCAUGUUUAAUUGCAUUUGUGCAUGUAUCUUGAAAAAAAAAACAUAAGAAAAAUGUUGGUUUUUCUGUUUAAUAAAAGUAUGAUCAUUAUAUCAUUAAAGAGUUUUUAAACUUUGUGGAUACAAAGAGGCAAAGCAAGUUUUGAUUGGAAGGUUAGUGGAACAAAAGGUGUUAUUAUGUUUCAUGUUGAAUAUUCAGAUCAUUGAAGAAAUGAUUUCGGCAAUUAAGUCAUCAAACUCAGUCUGACGAGGUCUUUAUAAUCUAAAACAAGAUGAAUAUAUGUAUUUAUAUUAUUACUGUUUGUUUUGUGUGUGUGUUUAUUUGUCUAGUGAUGAAAAAAUAUGAUAAUGGAACACAUUUUAUGAUGUUUGUCAUUGCCUUUAUUCUGUUGUUAAAAAGUGAAAGUUUUAUAGAGAGGAGUAGAGAAGUCACAUUACAACAAUUAUAAUGAUCACAUCACAAAUGAUAUAUAACUGAAUUCUGUAUCGUAAAUGCCCCAUUUGACUUAUAUAUAACCAUUUUAGAAUUUUACAUCUGCUUCCUCUUGCACAAGUCUGACCAAUAACAGUUUCACAUGUGAAAUAGUCAACGGGUUUAGAAUCACUCCAUUUUGUACUUGUUCUGUGGUUUGUUUAAUUUUGUAAGACAACUGUAAGCUGAAAUUCUCACAUUCUCAUUAAUAUUUUCAAGCUAUGAAUGCAAGAAAUGUAACAAGAUAGAGAUCUGCACAGUUAUCACUUUAAAACAACACAGUCACGUAAUCAUGUAUUGAGAAUUACAGACUGAUCAUAUUGUGUAUUUAUUCAAGUUAAUCAAGUUCUGCCCAACUUUCACCAACAUUGUGUCAUAAAUAGACAUUGUAUUUUAAAACAAUUAUUUUUCUACCAAACAUUAAUUAAGGGCAGAAAUGUACAUCACGGCAAAGGAAUCUAAAUGUUAUUUUUUUAUUUGUGUAAAUAUACAUGCAACAGCUCAUGCAGCCUAUUUUAGUCCAGAUAUGUUGAAGCAGUCAAUGUUUAGGAAAAGGUAGAAUACUAAUUAGCUCUUACAAGAUUAUCUCUUGUUGUAAUGCCUUUGAUGUAUUAUACAGUGCAUCCCACAAAAAGGAAACCUGUUUUCAGAGAUAGAUUUCACAAUUAUUAAACAUAUUUUUUACUAUAAAUUUGACACUCAUGGCAAGAGUGGAAUCUUAUCUUGAAUUUGAAACUAUUACAAAAAAAUGCAUCAAAUCGUCAAAUAAGCAUGGUCGUUGUAUCUCGAACCGAUCUUGUCCCAUUUUUUUGCGCAACCUGGUUUUGACAUUAAGAUUUCAAACUCAUCUUGCUCAUUAAUGUCUCAUGUUAGGUAUCAAAAUAAGGAGGAAUGAUUAAAUUAUAUGACUGUUAAUGAAAAAUAUAAUUUGCUUUUUGAAGAAAUGGAACCAGCCAUGAAAGUUCACUUUUAUGCUUGAUUUUUCUCUUUUUUCUCGAAUAAAUUUGCUUUUCAAGUGGAUUUGGCUAUGUUAUACAUUACACCCAUAUCCAUAUCCAUAUCUUGAAUUUGAAACUAUUACAAAAAAAUGCAUCAAAUCGUCAAAUAAGCAUGGUCGUUGUAUCUCGAACCAAUCUUGUUCCAUUUUUUUGUGCAACCUGGUUUUGACAUUAAGAUUUCAAACUCAUGUUAGGUAUCAAAAUAAGGAGGAAUAAUUAAAUUAUAUGACUGUUAAUGAAAUAUAAUUUGCUUUUUAAGAAAUGGAACCAGCCAUGAAAGUUCACUUUUAUGCUUGAUUUUUCUCUUUUUUCUCGAAUAAAUUUGCUUUUCAAGUGGAUUUGGCUAUGUUAUGCAUUACACCCAUAUCCUUUGCUAUGCACAGCUAUAGUUCACUGUAAAGACACAGUUAUUCAUCUUCUAAAAAGAUAGUUUGUGUGUAUGUGUAUUGUAUUUGUAUGUAUGGUAUUGCAAUCAAAAUAUAUAUAUAUUCAUAAAUUUAGCAUUGCACAUUAUGUCUCUUGAAAAUGUGAUGGGAUUUAAGAAUUGUGACAAUAAAUGUGCUUUAUCAUUACUGUA
Molecule: messenger RNA, 6040 nt
Organism: Lytechinus pictus (painted urchin)
Lineage: Eukaryota; Metazoa; Echinodermata; Echinoidea; Temnopleuroida; Toxopneustidae
Exons: 11
Coding region: 1404-3860 (818 amino acids)
Biological process (GO): tRNA-type intron splice site recognition and cleavage
Cellular component (GO): tRNA-intron endonuclease complex
Source: RefSeq, a predicted model, not a curated record